Molecule: messenger RNA, 3623 nt
Organism: Neolamprologus brichardi
Lineage: Eukaryota; Metazoa; Chordata; Actinopteri; Cichliformes; Cichlidae
Source: RefSeq, a predicted model, not a curated record
UUCUUGGAGCUUUAAGGGAAGGGAUGGAGAUGUAAACCACAGGAGGGGGGGUAGAAGUGGCGUAUAAAACCUAAAGUGGAGAAGGAAAUACCCCAGAACCUUUGUUGGGUUAAGGAUCGCAGGAGGAACAGAGGGAAGGAAGAGAGUAACCUGCUGUACCUGAACUGGUGCUUUUUGCAGAGGUGAAGACAUGCUGUGGUUUCUGGGGCUGACCUGUGUGCUCUGCAUAGGAGGGAGCGCUGUUGCAGGACAGAGAGAUGGAGAAAUUAUCAGUCAGAUUAAAAUGACUAAUCUCGUCUUGGGUGAGAUUAAAGAGCUUUUGAAGCAGCAGAUUAAGGAGAUUGUAUUCUUAAAGAACACAGUGAUGGAGUGUGAAGCCUGUGCAAUGGGGGGUAUGCAACCUCAACCCACCUGUGUGCCCAACUCCUGCCACCCUGGGGUGAGCUUUGUGGAAACACCAGAGGGUGUAAAAUGUGGACCCUGUCCUCACGGCAUGGAAGGAAACGGUACCCACUGCUCUGACGUGGAUGAGUGCACUGUGAAACCGUGCCACAUGGGUGUUCGCUGCAUCAACACAUCCCCAGGUUUCCGCUGCGGCUCCUGCCCUGCUGGAUACACUGGCCCGCAGGUCCAGGGCGUCGGUCUUGCCUACGCCACUGCCAACAAACAGGUAUGCAGAGAUAUUAAUGAGUGUGAUGGUCCCAACAAUGGAGGCUGCGUGGCGAACUCCGUGUGUCUGAACACCCCCGUAAGUAUGAACAAAGUGAAUUUCCAUGAAAUUGGUGAUUAGAUCUAAGCCUCACUGUUUGAGCACUUAUGCUCAUGUUGUGCAGACCACAAAACAGAGCCAAUAAAAGCAUUAUGUACAGCUUCUAAAACAUUUUCCAUCCUUAUGUGUGGAGUCGGAUGGGCUGGCAAUGGCUACGUGUGUGGUCCUGACACCGACAUUGAUGGUUUCCCAGAUGAAAAACUGGACUGUCCUGAUAGUAACUGCAACAAGGAUAACUGUCUCACUGUUCCAAACUCUGGUCAAGAAGAUGCUGACAGUGAUGGAAUUGGAGAUGCCUGCGAUGAAGACGCAGAUGGGGAUGGGAUCUUAAAUACACAGGAUAACUGUGUGUUGGUGCCCAAUGUGGACCAGAGGAACAUCGAUGAGGAUGACUUUGGCGAUGCCUGCGACAACUGUCCUGCCGUCAAAAACAAUGACCAGAAAGACACAGACGUGGACAAAUAUGGAGAUGAAUGCGAUGAGGAUAUCGAUGGCGAUGGAAUUCCCAAUCACCUUGACAACUGCAAAAGGGUCCCAAAUGCUGACCAGAAAGAUCGAGACGGUGACAAAGUCGGAGAUGCCUGCGACAGUUGUCCCUAUGAUCCCAACCCUGACCAGAUGGAUGCGGACAAUGAUUUGAUUGGCGACCCCUGUGACACUAACAAGGACAGUGAUGGCGAUGGUCACCAAGACUCUCGGGACAACUGCCCAGUUGUCAUCAACAGCUCUCAGUUGGAUACUGACAAAGAUGGAAAGGGAGACGAGUGUGAUGAUGACGAUGACAACGAUGGGAUCCCAGACCUGCUGCCACCUGGUCCUGAUAACUGCCGUCUGAUCCCCAACCCUCUACAGGAGGACUCUGACGGUAACGGCGUGGGUAAUGUAUGUGAGAAGGAUUUCGACAACGACACCAUAAUUGACCCAAUAGACGUCUGUCCAGAAAACGCAGAGGUCACCCUCACUGACUUCAGGGAGUACCAGACAGUCGUUUUAGAUCCAGAAGGAGACGCACAAAUCGAUCCUAACUGGGUGGUGCUGAACCAGGGAAGAGAGAUCGUCCAGACUAUGAACAGCGAUCCUGGAUUGGCUGUUGGUUACACGGCUUUCAGCGGAGUAGAUUUUGAAGGAACAUUUCAUGUUAAUACGGUAACGGACGACGACUAUGCAGGUUUUAUAUUUGCGUACCAGGACAGCUCCAGCUUCUACGUGGUGAUGUGGAAGCAGGUGGAGCAGAUCUACUGGCAGGCAAACCCGUUCAGAGCCGUGGCAGAACCAGGAAUCCAACUGAAGGCAGUGAAAUCAAACACAGGUCCAGGUGAAAACUUGCGGAACGCUUUGUGGCACACGGGCGACACCACCGAUCAGGUGAAGCUCCUGUGGAAAGACGCUCGCAAUGUUGGCUGGAAAGAUAAGACCUCGUACCGCUGGUUCCUCCAGCACCGGCCUGCUGACGGCUACAUCAGAGUUCGUUUCUACGAGGGCACUCAAAUGGUAGCGGACACGGGCGUCAUCAUAGACGCGACCAUGAGAGGAGGCCGACUGGGAGUCUUCUGCUUCUCCCAGGAGAACAUUAUCUGGGCCAACCUGCGUUAUCGCUGCAAUGACACUCUUCCAGAGGAUUUUGAUGCCUACAGAGCCCAGCAGGUCCAGCUGGUAGCCUGAUGACAACAAACAGGCCCAAUGCACAGCUGGAUCUCAGAAAGAGGAUCAUCACGGCGAUAAAAGUUUAAUUAAAAAUCCAACAUAAGUGUUGGAAAUGUCUCCAGUGAAAAUUGAUUGAUUGUGCUGCAGAGCAACGGUAAUAUGUGUUCAAAGGGAAGUGGUAUAAUGUUAGAUUAAAAAUUAUAUAACAUUUUCCACUUCAGAAAAACCACUUGAAAAGAUUGGACUGUCACUAAUGAAUAAAUGUUGUUGUUGUGUGGGAAUUUGAUGUCUGUGCAUACUGAAACCAUGGAUAUCAAACAUGCAUCUAAUAUCCCUGUUUAGAUGCAUCCACUUGGGUAUUUUAGCGCUUACCAUCUUGUUUUUUUGUUUUUUGCUUUAAACUAGAUGUCAUUAAGACACUGGACAUUCACCAUAAGGGAUCUGUAUAUGACAAUGUAGUCACUCCCCAAAGCAGGCUAUGCUUUUUUCUCAAUUUUACUCUAAAUGGGUAAAUAAUUUACAAAAUAAAAAUUAAAUUGUAUUGAAGAGAACCUGAAGCUAGCAACUGAAACAAUACAUUUAUGAGUAAACUGUUUACUGUGGGCAUAAAUCGAGUGAGCAGUAGGGUCAUUUUUCUUAGAGACUUCUAUACAAAUUGGCUAAUUUUAGCAUUGAGAAGAAUCGCCCCCUGCUGGUCAUUAGAAAUAAUGCAAGUUUAAAGCACUUAAGAAUCAGCUCGACUUCUCUGACCGAGAAGUUUUAUAGCACAGUCUAUAACAGAGGAAGGUAAAUUACAUUUCCUUUAAUAAAAUUACGUUAAUGAUCAUUCAAUUUAAAAUUGGCUUUAUAGGUAUUAUAUGUUAGUAAACAGGAACAAGCCGAACAUGUGAUUUUAAGUAACAGACUUGACUUGCUUUUUGUUUUCAAACUCAACAGCUUUUAGUGGAAAUUAACAUUCUGAACAAGUCACAAGCAUGCACAUAUCCAAAAUAAUCUUUUAAAUUUGCAUUUGGAAAUACAGAUUACAAAAUAGAAACAAUAGCAAAGACAAUAUACAACAGGGUCGAAACAUCAUGCAUGUCCACAGCAACACGCUGUGAUGCGACACUGGACAGUUUCUUUUUAAUCGGCAUAUUCUGCAAAUCAAGACUAUGUGCAGAGAAAAAUCUGUCUUCCACAUUCAAUUUAAUUUGACUUUUUUUUUUUUUUA